GAGCCUGACACAGGGAGAUAGACACUACCUACCGGCAGACACUACCUACCGGCAGACACCACUACCUACCGGCAGACACUGCUUACACUCGAAAAAGAUGAGCAUUUUACCAGCUAUGUCAAACCAAGACCAAGGAUUUACAAGCCUUGUACAACAGAGAACUAACACUCAUUCACCUCCGAAAAAGUACAAGGACAAAGAUGUCCAAGGUUCCCAGCGAAUUAUGAAUAUCAAGGAGCUGUCCAAAGAAGAGACUGCUAUGAAUAGGAAUCCAUUGAAGCAAAACAUCUGUGUAAAAAUGCUGUGCCGGGGCUAUCACAAAUCUUUCUCAGAACUCUUUACUCUGAUCCAGAAGUGGAAUGCCUUGAGGGAGGCUGGAGGCCCUGGGUCAGCCAUAUGGCAACAGAAACCCUUGGAGGAACAGCAAGAAAAACUGGAUAAACUUCAACACUUCCUGACCAGGGCUGAGGCAGCCCAACGAGCAGGCAUUUAUGAAGAAGUGUACAACAAUCAGUUUGCCCUGGCACAGUACUUCAAGGAUCUCAAAGACCACUGGCUUUCAAAUCACUUCUUUGAAUGCUGCUUUCAGACUGCAAAAUGUAUUAAAAUCGAUGGUGGGAGAAAAGAAGCUGAAGCCAAUGCAAACCUUGGCAUGGUGGCAGAAGAACAUGGUGAGCUGGAGAAAGCUGCUGAGCAUUACGAGAUAUUUUAUCAUUUGACAGAAGGACGGAUGUGGAAAGAUGAGUCAGGCCGCACUCAUAACUCAGUGGCUUGUGAGAACCUAUGGAGAAUAUACAAUUUGCUAUCAGAGAAAAUGCUCCAAGAUAGAAAGUGCCAACAAGCCAUCACAACUCUAAUGAAAGCUCUUGAUAUGGCAAGAAAAGGUGGUGAUAAAAAACUGGAGGGGGAAGCUGCCUACCGUUUGGGAUUGGCACAUAUAUCAUCUGGAAAUCCUCAAACAGCGAUUACAUCUUUAAAUACCUAUAUGGAAAUCUCCAAAGCGCUGGGAGAUAAUGUUGGUCUUGGUAAAGCGUAUGAAGCUGUGGCGAAAGCCCUGGAAAGCCAAGGAAAAAUAAUUGAAAGUAUUCAGUACUUGGAAAAUUAUGUAGAAGUUGCCAAAAGUAACAAUUUGUACCAGAGCCUCACAGAGACAUGUAUAUGCCUUGGGGAUAUUUAUAACACACGAGGGAACUACAAAAAAGCAUGCAAGCAUUUUUUAGAAGCUUAUAAGAGUGCAAUCCUUCUUGGUAAAAUAACCCUAAUAGAAGAGGUUCAGGUUUAUUAUGGGAUUGCAAAAGCACAUAAAAUGAUGCUGGACGUGAUCAGACGAACAGAAGCUGCGGAUUAUGUCAGCAUGGAGUGCCUGUAUGCUUGGAAAAAGAACAGAAGUGACAUGUUCCGUGACCCUGCAAUAGUUGGUUUACUGUCAGGUACACAAACUUCUAUGGUCGGUUUUUCUUCAAAUGCGUUGACAGAAAGUGUUGCAAGAGGAAUGACUUUAGACAGUACUGAAGCUGGUGUACAAGUGGCAACAACAACUGAAGCUACCAAUGAAACUCAAGCAACCGAAACUGAAAAAUCAGCUGGACCAAUGGUAGCCUCAUAAUGGGCAACAUAUCUAUCCUUUUCUCUCUGGUUGUAUGUAUGCAGAUGUUACUUACCCUUGCAGUGUAAUAUUAUUGUGAACUGUUUCCUCAUUGGACAAUCUUUCUGACAUUUUGUAGCUUUCCUUUGCCCCGUUUGCAAAGAGAACCUAUAUCAUACACUAAUCAUAGUUUGUUGUACGUCAAGCCAAAUGUUGCAAUGUCCUACCUGUACUAAAUAGAUUGGAAUUGAGCACUGUAGCUUCUUGUUAUGUGUUUGAUUGGUUUAACAUGCUUUGUUGUUAAUUACAAUAUGCUAUUUACUCUAGAUUGUAAGCUCACAGGCAAUCUAGCAAAGUACUCUGUAUUGAAGAGCUUCUAGGGCGGCAUCUGUGCUCACGGGCAGGGCCCUCAUUACUUAUUGUAUUGGUCUGUUAAUAUUGCAUUGUUUUUUUUCCCAAUUGUGCAGCACUGCAAAAUAUAUGGGUACUUUACAAAUGCCAGUAUAAAUAGUUAUAAUAAUCUGAGUCUCUGGGAUAAUUCAACUGUGCUAAACUACAGGGUAGGCAAAGCUAUAAAAAACAAAUUAAAUAAAACCAAUAUACAUUACAAACCAUUGUUAAGAAAGCAGUAUCAACUUGAUGGAAUUGUAUUAAUACCCAUUAUAUAUUGUGGACAGACUGUAUUGGGAGAUAGAGCAUGCCUGUUUGUUACUGUUUUGGGUUUGUAUAGAUUGUU
Pelobates fuscus (common spadefoot toad) is the source of this 2321-nucleotide messenger RNA. It is a transcript of the gene TTC29, whose product is annotated as tetratricopeptide repeat domain 29. Gene Ontology annotation, biological process: cilium movement. The coding region runs from base 98 to 1606 and encodes 502 amino acids. Gene Ontology annotation, molecular function: protein binding. The record is from RefSeq and is a predicted model, not a curated record. The transcript has 11 exons. NCBI's taxonomy places the organism in Eukaryota, Metazoa, Chordata, Amphibia, Anura, Pelobatidae. Gene Ontology annotation, cellular component: sperm flagellum.